Molecule: messenger RNA, 1728 nt
Organism: Solanum tuberosum (potato)
Lineage: Eukaryota; Viridiplantae; Streptophyta; Magnoliopsida; Solanales; Solanaceae
Product: premnaspirodiene oxygenase-like
Exons: 2
Coding region: 40-1584 (514 amino acids)
Molecular function (GO): monooxygenase activity; iron ion binding; oxidoreductase activity, acting on paired donors, with incorporation or reduction of molecular oxygen
Source: RefSeq, a predicted model, not a curated record
UGUAAUAUUAUAAGCUUCUUUCUCUUUCCUUACUUUUCAAUGGAGAUGUUUAACUCUUUUCUUUCCAAUUUAGUUUUAUUGCUUCUCUUUUUGUCCUCCCUCAUACUUAUAGUUAAAAAAUGGAGCAAACCAAAAAAUCGAAACGAAAAACAAUUUAGGUUGCCUCCAGGUCCAUGGAGACUUCCCCUCAUUGGAAAUCUUCAUCACUUAAUCGGAGGAGGGUUGCCACAUCAUAUUUUUAGAAAAUUAUCUCAAAGGUAUGGGCCUCUUAUGUACUUGCAACUCGGGGAAGUUCCUACCGUGGUCAUAUCAUCAACUACUAUCGCCAAAGAAAUUCUAAGAACUCAUGAUCACGCCUUUGCUUGUAGACCACAACUUACAUCCACAAACAUCAUAUUUUACAAUAGUAUAGACAUUGCAUUCAGUCCAUAUGGUGAUUACUGGAGACAAAUGCGUAAAAUUUGUACUUUAGAACUUUUUAGUAUAAAGAUGAUCAAGUUAUUUAGUGCAAUUCGAGAGGAUGAGCUUACGAGUCUCAUUUCAUCAAUUCGUUCCAUGAGGGGUUCUCCAGUAAACAUGACAAAAAAGAUUUUUCUGUUUACUAAUUGUAUCAUUUGUAGAUCAGCCUUUGGAAAAGUAUGCAAAGAUCGAGGCGAGUUCUUAACAACUUUGAAGGAAGUACUGUUAUUAGCAGCAGGAUUUUUUAUGGCUGAUUUGUACCCUUCUUGGAAGUUACUUCACAACCUAAGAGGUGAGAAAACUAGAAUGGUGAAUGCGCAUAAGAAGGUUGAUGCAGUUAUGGAGGAGAUCCUGAAUGAACAUAUCGAAAAUAAAGCAGCUGGGAAGAAGGGAAAUGGUGAGUUUGGUGACGAAGAUUUGGUUGAUGUUUUACUUAGGGUGAAAGAGAACGCGGAACUUCAAUAUCCAAUCACAAAUGACCAUAUUAAAGCUGUGAUUUUUGACAUAUUCCUAGGAGGAACUGGAUCUUCAUCUUCAACUAUUAUUUGGGCAUUAUCAGAAAUGAUAAAGAACCCGAAUGUUAUGAUCAAGGCUCAAAGUGAAGUGAGACAAGUUUUUAAAGGAAAACAAAAUUUUAGUGAAGAAGAAGUUGAAAACUUGACAUACCUAAAGUCGGUGAUUAAGGAAACAUUAAGGCUACAUACGCCAGCUCCUCUUCUAGGGUCUAGGGAAUGUAGGGAGCAAAGAGUUAUUGAUGGAUACACCAUACCUCUAAAGGCUCGAGUACUAGUCAAUGCAUGGGCAUUAGCAAGAGAUCCUGAAAGUUGGGAUGAUCCUGAAAACUUUAUACCAGAAAGAUUUGAAAACUCUUCUAUUGACUUUAUGGGAAAUCAUUUUGAGUUUAUUCCAUUUGGUUCAGGACGAAGGGUGUGUCCAGGGUUGUUACUUGGUGUUGCUAAUGUUAUACAUCCUUUAGCUCAGUUACUCUACCACUUUGAAUGGGAACUUCCUAAUGGAACUAAUCCGGAAGAUUUGGAUAUGACUGAAACGCAUGGAUUAACCGCGGAGAAAAAGGAAAAUCUAUAUUUAAUUGCUAUAGAUUAUAGAAACAAUGAAGAAUUUUGAUGUUUUGUUGUGAAAUAUAUAUAAAUGUCAAUGCCUCCUCUGUAGUUCUUCCUCUCUUUUCGGUUUGUUUAAGUAUGUGUAUUGUGUACUGAGAAUAAUUAAAUGUAUUAAAUUGAAGGGAAAAGGGCUUGAUAUAUCCCUCAA